This is a messenger RNA of Otolemur garnettii (small-eared galago), 8081 nucleotides long. It is a transcript of the gene TENM3, whose product is annotated as teneurin transmembrane protein 3. Bases 302 to 7603 code for a protein of 2433 amino acids. The record is from RefSeq and is a predicted model, not a curated record. Gene Ontology annotation, biological process: neuron development; heterophilic cell-cell adhesion; signal transduction. The transcript is spliced from 25 exons. Gene Ontology annotation, molecular function: cell adhesion molecule binding; protein heterodimerization activity; protein homodimerization activity. NCBI's taxonomy places the organism in Eukaryota, Metazoa, Chordata, Mammalia, Primates, Galagidae. Gene Ontology annotation, cellular component: membrane; neuron projection.
ACCUGCAAACAAUCAAGGCCAGUCUACCUUGCAGCCUUUGCCACCUCCCCAUAAGCAGCACUCUGCCCAGCAUCAUCCAUCCAUCACUUCUCUCAACAGAAACUCCCUGACCAAUAGAAGGAACCAGAGUCCGGCCCCGCCGGCUGCUUUGCCCGCCGAGCUGCAAACCACACCCGAGUCCGUCCAGCUGCAGGACAGCUGGGUCCUUGGCAGUAAUGUACCACUGGAAAGCAGGCAUUUCCUAUUCAAAACAGGGACAGGGACAACGCCACUGUUCAGUACAGCAACCCCAGGAUACACCAUGGCAUCUGGCUCUGUUUAUUCACCGCCUACUCGGCCACUACCUAGAAAUACUCUCUCAAGAAGUGCUUUCAAAUUCAAGAAGUCUUCGAAGUACUGCAGCUGGAAGUGCACGGCCCUGUGUGCCGUAGGCGUCUCGGUGCUCUUGGCAAUACUCCUGUCUUACUUCAUAGCAAUGCACCUCUUUGGCCUCAACUGGCAGCUACAGCAGACUGAAAAUGAUACAUUUGAGAAUGGGAAAGUGAGUUCUGACACCAUGCCAACAAACACAGUGUCAUUGCCUGCUGGUGACAAUGUGGAUCUCUCACAUCCGGGGAAACUAGGUGGAUUUACACAAGAAAACAACACCAUAGAUUCUGGAGAACUGGAUAUUGGCCGGAGAGCAAUUCAAGAGGUUCCUCCUGGGAUCUUCUGGAGAUCACAGCUCUUUAUUGAUCAGCCACAGUUUCUUAAAUUCAAUAUCUCUCUUCAGAAGGAUGCAUUGAUCGGCGUGUAUGGCCGAAAAGGCUUACCACCUUCCCACACUCAGUAUGACUUCGUGGAGCUCCUGGAUGGCAGCAGACUGAUUGCACGAGAGCAGCGGAACCUGCUGGAAUCAGAAAGGGCAGGACGGCAGGCCAGAUCCAUCAGCCUGCAUGAGGCUGGCUUUAUCCAAUACUUGGAUUCUGGAAUCUGGCAUCUGGCUUUUUAUAACGACGGGAAAAAUACAGAGCAGGUGUCUUUUAAUACCAUUGUUAUAGAGUCUGUGGUGGAAUGCCCCCGAAAUUGCCAUGGAAAUGGAGAGUGUGUUUCUGGAACUUGCCAUUGUUUUCCAGGAUUUCUGGGUCCAGAUUGUGCACGAGCAGCCUGUCCAGUGUUGUGUAGUGGCAACGGGCAGUACUCCAAGGGACGCUGCCUCUGCUUCAGCGGCUGGAAGGGCACCGAGUGUGACGUGCCGACGACUCAGUGCAUUGACCCGCAGUGUGGGGGUCGUGGGAUUUGUAUCAUGGGCUCUUGUGCUUGCAACUCAGGAUACAAAGGAGAAAGUUGUGAGGAAGCUGACUGUCUAGACCCCGGAUGUUCUAAUCAUGGUGUGUGCAUCCAUGGGGAAUGUCACUGCAAUCCAGGAUGGGGUGGUAACAAUUGUGAAAUACUGAAGACCAUGUGUCCAGAUCAGUGUUCCGGUCAUGGGACAUAUCUUCAAGAGAGUGGCUCCUGUACUUGUGACCCUAACUGGACCGGCCCAGACUGUUCAAAUGAAAUCUGUUCCGUGGACUGCGGCUCCCAUGGCGUUUGCAUGGGGGGCUCCUGCCGCUGUGAAGAAGGCUGGACAGGCCCCGCAUGUAACCAGAGAGCUUGUCACCCCCGCUGUGCUGAGCAUGGGACCUGCAAGGACGGCAAGUGUGAGUGCAGCCAGGGAUGGAACGGAGAGCACUGCACCAUCGAGGGUUGUCCGGGUCUGUGCAACAGCAAUGGCAGGUGUACAUUGGACCAGAACGGCUGGCAUUGUGUUUGCCAGCCAGGCUGGAGAGGUGCUGGCUGUGACGUAGCCAUGGAGACCCUCUGCACGGACAGCAAAGACAAUGAAGGCGAUGGACUCGUUGAUUGUAUGGAUCCUGAUUGCUGCUUACAGAGUUCUUGCCAAAAUCAGCCCUACUGUCGUGGGUUGCCAGAUCCUCAGGAUAUCAUAAGCCAAAGCUUACAGUCACCACCUCAGCAGGCUGCCAAAUCCUUCUACGACCGAAUCAGUUUUCUCAUAGGCUCUGACAGCACCCAUGUCAUACCUGGAGAGAGUCCUUUCAACAAGAGCCUUGCAUCUGUCAUAAGAGGCCAAGUUCUAACUGCUGAUGGAACUCCACUCAUUGGAGUAAAUGUCUCAUUUUUCCAUUACCCAGAAUAUGGAUAUACCAUUACCCGCCAGGAUGGAAUGUUUGACUUGGUGGCAAAUGGUGGGGCUUCUCUAACUUUGGUCUUUGAACGGUCCCCAUUCCUCACUCAGUAUCAUACUGUGUGGAUUCCAUGGAAUGUCUUUUAUGUGAUGGAUACCCUAGUGAUGAAGAAAGAAGAGAAUGACAUUCCCAGCUGUGAUCUGAGUGGAUUUGUGAGGCCGAACCCUAUCAUUGUGUCGUCACCUUUGUCCACCUUUUUCAGGUCUUCUCCUGAAGAUAGUCCCAUUAUUCCCGAAACACAGGUACUCCACGAGGAAACCACAAUUCCAGGAACAGAUCUGAAACUUUCCUAUCUGAGUUCCAGAGCUGCAGGGUACAAGUCAGUCCUAAAAGUCACCAUGACCCAGGCCAUCAUACCCUUUAAUCUCAUGAAGGUUCACCUCAUGGUUGCUGUAGUAGGAAGACUCUUUCAAAAGUGGUUUCCUGCCUCACCAAACUUGGCCUAUACUUUUAUAUGGGAUAAGACAGAUGCAUAUAAUCAGAAGGUCUAUGGUCUGUCAGAAGCUGUUGUGUCAGUUGGAUAUGAAUACGAGUCGUGCUUGGACCUGACCUUGUGGGAAAAGAGGACGGCCAUAUUGCAGGGCUAUGAGCUGGAUGCCUCCAACAUGGGCGGUUGGACAUUAGACAAACAUCAUGUUUUAGAUGUCCAGAAUGGCAUACUGUACAAGGGAAAUGGGGAAAACCAAUUUAUCUCCCAGCAGCCCCCAGUUGUCAGCAGCAUCAUGGGCAACGGGCGAAGGCGCAGCAUCUCCUGCCCCAGUUGCAAUGGUCAAGCUGAUGGCAACAAGCUCUUGGCCCCAGUAGCGUUAGCUUGUGGGAUCGAUGGCAGUCUCUAUGUCGGGGACUUCAACUAUGUUCGGCGGAUAUUCCCUUCAGGAAACGUAACAAGUGUUUUGGAAUUAAGCAGCAACCCAGCUCAUAGAUACUACCUUGCAACGGAUCCUGUCACAGGGGACUUGUACGUUUCUGACACCAACACGCGAAGAAUUUAUCGACCAAAGUCACUGACGGGUGCAAAGGACUUGACUAAAAACGCAGAAGUAGUGGCAGGGACAGGGGAGCAAUGCCUUCCAUUUGACGAAGCCAGAUGUGGGGACGGAGGGAAGGCUGUGGAAGCCACACUCAUGAGUCCCAAAGGAAUGGCAAUUGAUAAGAAUGGAUUAAUCUACUUCGUUGAUGGAACCAUGAUUAGAAAGGUGGAUCAAAAUGGAAUCAUAUCGACUCUCCUAGGCUCCAACGAUUUGACCUCGGCCAGACCUUUAACUUGCGAUACCAGCAUGCACAUCAGCCAGGUACGUUUGGAGUGGCCAACUGACCUAGCCAUUAAUCCCAUGGACAACUCCAUUUAUGUCCUGGAUAACAACGUAGUUCUACAGAUCACUGAAAACCGUCAAGUUCGCAUUGCUGCUGGGCGGCCCAUGCACUGCCAGGUGCCGGGAGUGGAAUACCCCGUGGGGAAGCACGCAGUCCAGACAACUCUAGAAUCAGCUACUGCCAUUGCUGUGUCCUACAGCGGGGUCUUGUACAUUACUGAAACCGAUGAGAAGAAGAUUAAUCGAAUAAGGCAGGUCACGACGGAUGGGGAGAUCUCCUUAGUGGCGGGAAUACCUUCUGAGUGUGACUGCAAAAAUGAUGCCAACUGUGACUGUUACCAGAGUGGCGAUGGCUAUGCCAAGGACGCCAAACUCAAUGCUCCAUCCUCCCUGGCCGCCUCUCCAGAUGGGACACUGUACAUCGCAGACCUAGGAAAUAUUCGCAUCCGGGCUGUGUCCAAGAAUAAGCCUUUACUUAACUCUAUGAGCUUUUAUGAAGUCGCAUCACCAACUGAUCAAGAGCUCUACAUUUUUGACAUCAAUGGCACUCACCAGUACACCGUGAGUUUAGUCACAGGUGACUACCUGUACAAUUUCAGCUACAGCAAUGACAAUGAUAUCACUGCUGUGACAGACAGCAAUGGCAACACCCUGAGAAUUAGACGAGACCCUAAUCGGAUGCCAGUUCGAGUGGUGUCACCAGAUAACCAAGUGAUAUGGUUGACAAUUGGGACAAAUGGCUGUCUGAAAAGCAUGACAGCUCAAGGACUGGAAUUGGUUUUGUUUACCUACCAUGGCAAUAGUGGCCUUCUAGCCACUAAAAGUGAUGAGACUGGAUGGACCACAUUUUUUGACUACGACAGUGAAGGUCGUCUGACAAAUGUGACGUUCCCAACUGGAGUGGUCACAAACCUGCAUGGGGACAUGGACAAAGCCAUCACGGUGGACAUUGAAUCAUCCAGCCGAGACGAGGAUGUCAGCAUCACCUCUAAUCUGUCCUCCAUCGAUUCUUUCUACACCAUGGUUCAAGAUCAACUAAGAAACAGCUACCAGGUUGGCUACGACGGCUCCCUUAGAAUCAUCUACGCCAGUGGCCUGGAUUCACAUUACCAGACAGAGCCGCACAUCCUGGCCGGCACGGCCAACCCAACGGUUGCCAAAAGAAACAUGACACUUCCUGGGGAGAACGGUCAAAAUUUGGUGGAAUGGAGAUUCCGGAAAGAACAAGCCCAAGGGAAAGUCAACGUCUUUGGCCGAAAGCUCAGGGUUAACGGCAGAAACCUCCUCUCUGUUGACUUUGAUCGAACAACAAAGACAGAAAAGAUCUAUGACGACCACCGUAAAUUCCUGCUGCGGAUCGCCUAUGACACAUCCGGCCACCCCACUCUCUGGCUGCCCAGCAGCAAGCUGAUGGCCGUCAACGUCACCUACUCGUCCACAGGCCAAAUUGCCAGCAUCCAGAGAGGCACCACCAGCGAGAAAGUGGAUUAUGACGGGCAGGGGAGGAUUGUAUCCCGAGUCUUUGCAGACGGGAAAAUGUGGAGUUACACCUACUUAGAAAAGUCUAUGGUGCUCCUGCUUCACAGCCAGCGGCAGUACAUCUUUGAAUAUGACAUGUGGGACCGCCUGUCCGCCAUCACCAUGCCCAGUGUGGCCCGUCACACCAUGCAGACUAUCCGGUCCAUCGGCUACUACCGGAACAUAUACAAUCCCCCCGAGAGCAACGCCUCGGUCAUCACAGACUACAACGAGGAAGGACUGCUUCUGCAAAAGGCUUUCUUGGGCACAAGUCGAAGGGUCUUGUUCAAAUAUCGGAGGCAGACCCGGCUCUCAGAAAUUUUAUAUGAUAGCACAAGAGUCAGUUUUACCUACGAUGAAACAGCAGGCGUUCUCAAAACAGUAAAUCUUCAGAGUGAUGGUUUUAUUUGCACCAUCAGAUACCGACAAAUUGGCCCCUUGAUUGACAGACAGAUCUUCCGAUUCAGUGAGGAUGGGAUGGUCAAUGCCAGGUUUGACUACAGCUACGACAACAGCUUCCGUGUGACCAGCAUGCAGGGCGUCAUCAAUGAGACUCCCCUGCCCAUUGACCUCUACCAGUUCGAUGACAUUUCUGGCAAAGUCGAGCAGUUUGGAAAAUUUGGAGUUAUCUAUUAUGAUAUCAACCAGAUCAUUUCCACAGCCGUGAUGACUUACACAAAGCACUUUGAUGCCCACGGGCGCAUUAAGGAAAUUCAGUAUGAGAUAUUCAGGUCACUCAUGUACUGGAUUACAAUUCAGUAUGACAACAUGGGUCGGGUGACCAAGAGAGAGAUUAAGAUAGGGCCGUUUGCCAACACCACCAAAUACGCUUACGAGUAUGACGUGGAUGGGCAGCUGCAGACAGUCUACCUGAACGAGAAGAUUAUGUGGAGGUACAACUAUGACCUCAACGGGAACCUCCAUCUCCUGAACCCCAGUAACAGCGCACGGCUGACGCCGCUCCGCUAUGACCUGCGAGACAGAAUCACCCGGCUGGGCGACGUCCAGUAUCGGUUGGAUGAAGAUGGCUUCCUCCGACAGAGAGGGACAGAAAUCUUUGAGUAUAGCUCCAAGGGGCUUCUGACCCGAGUUUACAGUAAAGGCAGUGGCUGGACGGUGAUCUAUCGCUACGAUGGCCUGGGAAGGCGGGUCUCCAGCAAAACCAGCCUCGGGCAACACCUGCAGUUCUUCUAUGCUGACCUAACUUACCCCACCAGGAUCACUCAUGUCUACAACCAUUCUAGUUCAGAAAUUACAUCUCUUUACUAUGACCUCCAGGGACAUCUCUUUGCCAUGGAAAUCAGCAGUGGGGACGAGUUCUACAUCGCAUCAGAUAACACAGGGACACCACUGGCUGUGUUCAGUAGCAAUGGGCUCAUGCUGAAGCAGAUUCAGUACACCGCCUAUGGGGAAAUCUAUUUUGACUCCAAUAUUGAUUUUCAGCUGGUCAUUGGGUUCCAUGGUGGGUUGUAUGACCCACUCACCAAAUUAAUCCACUUUGGAGAAAGAGAUUAUGACAUUUUAGCAGGGCGAUGGACAACGCCUGACAUAGAAAUAUGGAAGAGAAUUGGGAAGGACCCAGCCCCUUUUAACCUGUACAUGUUUAGAAAUAACAACCCUGCCAGCAAAAUCCACGAUGUGAAAGAGUACAUCACGGAUGUUAACAGCUGGCUGGUGACAUUUGGAUUCCAUCUGCACAAUGCUAUUCCGGGAUUCCCUGUUCCCAAAUUUGACUUAACAGAACCUUCGUAUGAACUUGUGAAGAGUCAGCAGUGGGAAGAUGUACCGCCCAUUUUCGGAGUCCAGCAGCAAGUGGCCAGACAAGCCAAGGCCUUCCUGUCCCUGGGCAAGAUGGCAGAGGUGCAGGUGAGCCGGCGCAAGGCUGGCGGCGAGCAGUCGUGGCUGUGGUUCGCCACGGUCAAGUCGCUCAUCGGCAAGGGCGUCAUGCUGGCCGUGAGCCAGGGCCGCGUGCAGACCAACGUGCUCAACGUGGCCAACGAGGACUGCAUCAAGGUGGCGGCCGUGCUCAACAACGCCUUCUACCUGGACAGCCUGCACUUCACCAUCGAGGGCAAGGACACGCACUACUUCAUCAAGACCACCACGCCCGAGAGCGACCUGGGCACGCUGCGGCUGACCAGCGGCCGCAAGGCGCUGGAGAACGGCAUCAACGUGACCGUGUCGCAGUCCACCACGGUGGUCAACGGCAGGACGCGCAGGUUCGCCGAUGUGGAGAUGCAGUUCGGGGCGCUGGCUCUGCACGUGCGCUACGGCAUGACCUUGGACGAGGAGAAGGCGCGCAUCCUGGAGCAGGCGCGGCAGCGCGCGCUCGCCCGGGCCUGGGCGCGCGAGCAGCAGCGCGUGCGAGACGGCGAGGAGGGCGCGCGCCUCUGGACGGAGGGCGAGAAGCGGCAGCUGCUGAGCGCCGGCAAGGUGCAGGGCUACGACGGCUACUACGUGCUGUCGGUGGAGCAGUACCCCGAGCUGGCCGACAGCGCCAACAACAUCCAGUUCCUGCGACAAAGCGAGAUCGGCAAGAGGUAACGCCCGGAGAAGGGCGCGCGCGCUGUCCCCUGCCGGUAGCGGGGACACCGGACUGACCUGGGCGUAGCCUGGACACGUCUGCGCAAAGCGUUCUGGAGCACAACCCGAAUCGGACUCUCCGGCACACGGAAGAGCCUUCUGGAAGAACGAAACUGCUAUUUAAAAAACCCACAAAGACAACUUUUUUCUGAAUGACCUUAAAGGUGAUCGGCUUUAAAGAGUAUGUUUACAUAUGCGUAUCGCUGCACUCACAUGGACCUGAGGUAGUCAAAUUAAAAAUAAUACUAAGGAAAGAAAGAAAAAACAAAGGCCUCAACAUUUUGCUCUGGGCCUUCUGCUCCUUCCACUGUAUUCAAGGUCAAACAUGAGUACAGUGUUCCCAAACGUGACCGAAUUGUCGUCCUUUGCUUACAAGAAGUAGUCUCUCUGUAUGGGAUGUAAUACGUGUCUCUGUUCAUCUGGGGCAGAAUCGGCUGUU